Molecule: messenger RNA, 1705 nt
Organism: Telopea speciosissima
Lineage: Eukaryota; Viridiplantae; Streptophyta; Magnoliopsida; Proteales; Proteaceae
Product: UDP-glycosyltransferase TURAN
Exons: 17
Coding region: 66-1520 (484 amino acids)
Cellular component (GO): endoplasmic reticulum
Molecular function (GO): mannosyltransferase activity
Source: RefSeq, a predicted model, not a curated record
UUGUCUUGUCAUUGGCGAAUAAUCAACAACAAAAUUUCUUUUAGGUGAAACACAUCUCUUCCAAAAUGUCUGGUGAAACACAAGAAAAGAUUGGGAAGAGAGGCAGAGUAGCGAUUGUGGUUCUUGGUGAUCUUGGCCGCAGCCCUCGGAUGCAGUAUCAUGCUCUUUCUCUUGCUCGCCAGGCAUCUCUUCAGGUGGACAUUGUUGCCUAUGGGGGUUCUGAUCCCCAUGCUGCUCUUUUAGAGGAUCAAUCUAUUCAUAUUCACAAAAUGGCUCAAUGGCCAACAGUUCCCAAGGGUUUGCCGAAGAUAAUUUAUCCUUUGCUGCUUCUACUUAAGCCAUUAUUUCAGUUCUUUAUGCUUCUUUGGUUUCUGUGUGUUAAAAUACCUUCUCCAGAUGUUUUCAUUGUGCAGAAUCCACCUUCUGUUCCAACAUUGGUUGCUGUAAAAUGGGCAAGCAGGCUGAGGCGUUCUGCAUUUGUUGUUGAUUGGCAUAAUUUUGGAUAUACUCUACUGGGUUUGUCCCUUGGAAGAAGCAGUCGUUUUGUGGCAGUAUACAAAUGGAUUGAGAAGCAUUAUGGAAAGAUGGCAAAUGGUUCCUUAUGUGUUACUAAGGCAAUGCAGCAUGAAUUAGCUCAGAACUGGGGAAUCAACGCAACUGUUUUAUAUGAUCAGCCUCCUGAAUUUUUUCGUCCUGCUUCACUUCAGGAGAAGCAUGAGUUGUUUUGUAGACUAAAUGAAGAACUUGUUCAUCUUCAUGGUGUUUAUGAUUGUGUCAAUACUGGAAACCUAGGUAUCAGUAGCAGUGAUUUGAAUGAGACUCUCUUUACAACCCGAAUUGAUAGUGGCAUUUUCUUGAAGCCGAACCGGCCAGCCCUCAUUGUUAGUAGUACAAGCUGGACGCCAGAUGAAGAUUUUGGUAUGCUAUUGGAAGCAGCAGUUAUGUAUGAUAGGCGUGUUGCUGCAAUCUUAAAUGAGGAUGACUCAACUGAAAAAGAAGAUUUUUGGAAAGAAGUCAACAGUGGGAGACAAUACCCAUACCCAAGGUUGUUGUUUAUUAUUACUGGUAAAGGGCCAGAAAGAGAGAAAUAUGAAGAGAAAAUAAGGAGGUUACAUCUGAAACGUGUGGCUUUCCGUACUAUGUGGCUAUCUGCUGAGGAUUAUCCAUUACUUCUUGGAUCAGCAGAUUUGGGGGUUUGUCUUCAUACAUCCUCUUCUGGCUUGGACCUCCCCAUGAAGGUUGUGGAUAUGUUUGGGUGUGGAUUGCCAGUUUGUGCUGUUUCAUUCUCAUGCAUUGAGGAGCUUGUUAAAAAUGAGAAAAAUGGACUUCUCUUUUCGUCAUCAUCCGAGCUGGCUGAUGAACUCCUGAUGCUCUUUAAGGGUUUCCCUAAUGAAUGUGAUGGCCUGAAGUCACUGAGGAGUGGUGCUUUGCAAACAGGAUCUUCUGCCAGAUGGGCUACAGAGUGGGAGGAGCAUGCUAGACCACUAAUAUCUGAGGUCAUCUCUAAAAACUGCACUUGAUGUCUAGUUGAAGUUCCAUUCAUUUCAGCAGAAGUAAAUGUUUGGAGAAUCUUUAUUGGAAGUUCUUAAGACAGAAAAGAACUAUGAAUCAUCUACAGUACUCUUCAAUUUGAAGGCAAAACAGGCAAUAAUAUUUGAGAGAUUAGACCAGCUUGUCAUCUACAAUAUUUAGAAGAGAGAAUUAU